Messenger RNA from Acanthoscelides obtectus, 205 nucleotides. NCBI's taxonomy places the organism in Eukaryota, Metazoa, Arthropoda, Insecta, Coleoptera, Chrysomelidae. The record is from the annotation of a GenBank genome assembly.
UAUCGAUGAACAAGUCAGUGGUUUCAUCAACUGGUAGACCUUUAUAUGCAACUUUCGUCUUUUCUACCGUUGUAGGUUCUUUUGGUUGAGGGCUAACUUCAGACGCAGGCUGGGUUUCAACAGAAACUGGUUCUUCGUCUUCAAGUGACAUUCCUCCUUCAUCUAGGACACCGAGGAACAAGUCAGUAGUUUUAUCAACUGGUAG